Messenger RNA from Geosmithia morbida, 792 nucleotides. RefSeq names its product 3-oxoacyl-[acyl-carrier protein] reductase. The transcript is spliced from 2 exons. The record is from RefSeq and is a predicted model, not a curated record. The coding region runs from base 1 to 792 and encodes 263 amino acids. Gene Ontology annotation, molecular function: oxidoreductase activity. Lineage: Eukaryota; Fungi; Ascomycota; Sordariomycetes; Hypocreales; Bionectriaceae.
AUGGCCCCGCAAGUCUCCAAGAGUGAAGUCUUUCCAGUCCUCAAGGGCAAAGUCGCCAUCAUCACCGGCGGUGCUCAAGGAAUGGGUAAAGCUACGGUUGAAGUUUUCCUCCAGGCAGGCGCAAAGGUGGUUCUUUGCGACAUCCAGGAAGACAAGGGAACGUCUGUUGUUGAGGAACUUUCUUCCUUGGGAGAAAUUUCUUUCCUGAAGACGGACAUCUCGUCUUCCGAGCAGGUUGCUGCCCUUGUCAAAUUUGCGGUCGACAAGUAUGGCCGCCUGGACUGUGCGGUUAACAAUGCCGCCCUGAGUCCAGAUAAAACGCCUUUGAUAGACUUUGACGAAGACUACUGGACUAGGAUUGUCAACGUCAACCUGACAGGAACUGCGCUGUGCGUCAAGCAUCAGAUGAAGCAAUUCAUUGCCCAGGGUGGAGGUGGCAGCAUUGUCAACAUUGCCAGUAUCAACGCUUUCUCGCCCCAGCCCAACAUGCCAGCUUACACGUCAGCCAAGCAUGCUCUUGUGGGAUUGACGAAGCACGCGAGCAUGGAGGGCGGGCCACAUAAUAUCCGUGUCAAUGCCGUCGCUCCCGGUGCCAUCUUUAGCGACAUGUCAGAAGCCGCCUUGAAGAUUAUGGGCAUAACUCAUGACGAAUUUGCUCACCAUGUCAGUUUCCUGAACCGAUUUGGUAUCCCGCACGAGGUCGCCCAGGGGUCACUUUGGCUAUGUUCCCCGGCAUCUUCAUACGUUACGGGAAUAACCAUGCCUGUUGACGGUGGGUUCACUGCCAAAUAA